CUUGAUUGUUACAGUCCAGGUGUGUGUGCCCUUCGAUCAUCAGCACCUACUGUGUCCUUUGGAGGUGGGGAGGGUGUCAUUAUAGUAACGAGGAGGUCAGGUGCUUUCCUCUCAUUUCAUUUGCAAACAGAUGCCAUUGACAACCACAGAUCAUUUCACGAGAAGUCUGGCCUCACCGGCAAACGGGAACUCCCACCUGAAGAUGAAGUAAGGCCAGGGGGCUUUGCCAGGCCGCUGUCCGAGAACGCUGCUAUGCGCACGAUAAUCGAGUUUCUGACUUUCUUGCAUCUCAAAGAGGCUGGGGCCCUGGAGUACCUGCCCGACCUGCCGGCCGCGGUCUCCGCAGAGGACGGGGAGCAGCCCUGACGACGCUCCCGGGCGCG
Ailuropoda melanoleuca (giant panda) is the source of this 383-nucleotide messenger RNA. RefSeq names its product galanin peptides-like. The transcript is spliced from 3 exons. Gene Ontology annotation, cellular component: extracellular region; secretory granule. The record is from RefSeq and is a predicted model, not a curated record. Gene Ontology annotation, biological process: neuropeptide signaling pathway. Lineage: Eukaryota; Metazoa; Chordata; Mammalia; Carnivora; Ursidae. The annotation marks the transcript as partial. Gene Ontology annotation, molecular function: galanin receptor binding; neuropeptide hormone activity.